Molecule: messenger RNA, 1381 nt
Organism: Ricinus communis (castor bean)
Lineage: Eukaryota; Viridiplantae; Streptophyta; Magnoliopsida; Malpighiales; Euphorbiaceae
Product: dual-specificity RNA methyltransferase RlmN
Exons: 8
Coding region: 42-1286 (414 amino acids)
Biological process (GO): rRNA base methylation; tRNA methylation
Molecular function (GO): iron-sulfur cluster binding; RNA methyltransferase activity
Source: RefSeq, a predicted model, not a curated record
AGUAGCACAUUUAUGAUAUAAAGAGUAACGACGUCGUUUAGAUGACAAGUAACUGGGGAUUUUGUCUUUCUGAACCAGGCGAUAUCAUAUCACCAUCAUAUCUGGCCAGCAACGGCCAAAUAGUCUUUUACGACGGCGGUAAUCAACAUUAUAAAAUGACCACAAAACUGACCGUUGGGUCGAUUUUCGACGCUCCAGUUUUGAAGAGAGAGUUUCAAGAAGCAAACAUCAGUCUUCACUUCGUUCCUUUAAUUUGGAAGUAUGUGAUUAAGAACCCUAAUUGUGAGUGGGAUCAAAUACCCAAUUUGCCCUCAGCUGCAUACUCACUCCUGAAGUCAAAGUUCACAACUUUCACUUCUACUCUUCACUCUGUUAUUGAAUCCAGUGAUGGGGUCACCACCAAACUGCUUAUUAAGCUUCAGAAUGGAGCAUUUGUGGAGGCCGUUAUUAUGAGGUAUGACACUCGUUUGGGAAAAUAUGGUGGCAAACCCCGUCCAGGUGGCCCAAGGUCAACUUUGUGCAUAUCAUCCCAGGUUGGUUGUAAAAUGGGUUGCAAGUUUUGCGCAACUGGAAGCAUGGGAUUCAAAAACAAUCUAUCAUCGGGAGAAAUUGUUGAACAAUUAGUCCAUGCCACUCAAUUAUCCCAAAUACGGAAUGUUGUUUUCAUGGGAAUGGGAGAACCAUUGAAUAAUUAUACUGCCUUGGUGGAAGCAAUUCGUGUUAUGCUGGGAUCUCCAUUUCAACUGUCACCAAAGAAAAUUACUGUGUCAACGGUUGGGGUCAUCCAUGCUAUUAACAAGCUUCAGAGAGAUCUUCCUGGUUUGAACUUGGCAGUAUCAUUGCAUGCACCAGUUCAAGAUAUUCGCUGCCAUAUAAUGCCUGCAGCUCGGGCUUUUCCUUUAGAAAAACUUAUGGAUGCUCUACAAGUAUAUCAAAAAAAUAGCCAGCAGAAAAUUUUUAUUGAGUACAUAAUGCUUGAUGGUGUAAAUGAUGAAGAGCAACAUGCCCACCAGCUCGGCAAAUUGCUAGAGGCAUUUGAAGUGGUUGUGAACUUGAUACCUUUCAAUCCAAUUGGUAGUUUGAGUCAAUUCCGAACCAGUGGUGAGGAGAAAGUAUCAAGAUUCCAGAUAAUUCUUAGGGGUGUCUACAAGAUUCGUACAACAGUUCGUAAGCAAAUGGGUCAGGACAUAAGCGGUGCCUGUGGUCAGCUGGUAGUCAAUUUACCUGAUAAGAAGUCCACCGAGAAUAUGGGGGUGCUAACUGAUAUUGAAGAUCUUCGUCUUUGAUGGAUCAAUUUAUUCAGUGUAGUAUUUUUUUAUCUGUUAACACUUCCAGGAAGGUGAUUGAUUAUAGCUGUAAAUAUCAAGUGUGUUUUGCCAAA